Messenger RNA from Raphanus sativus (radish), 1695 nucleotides. RefSeq names its product protein PNS1. Gene Ontology annotation, biological process: transmembrane transport. Gene Ontology annotation, molecular function: transmembrane transporter activity. Gene Ontology annotation, cellular component: membrane. Bases 131 to 1507 code for a protein of 458 amino acids. The transcript is spliced from 3 exons. Lineage: Eukaryota; Viridiplantae; Streptophyta; Magnoliopsida; Brassicales; Brassicaceae. The record is from RefSeq and is a predicted model, not a curated record.
CUCUAUAUAAAUCUUCGCUUCUCUCUCUCUCACUUGGUCUUCUUCUCCUUCACCUCUCUCGUCUCUUUGACCCCUUCUUCACAGUUUCCGCCGCAAGAAAACCGUGACACACACCGCCGUAUAUUUCUCAAUGGAAAUCGAACAAACCGUAGCACCUCCCGCCGCCGCCGCACAACAACCGCAACCACAAACCCUAACCGGAAGGUUCUUCAGAUGCAUCUUCACGGCUAUCUUCUACUUUCAGCUGAUCCUAAUCUCAGCCCUAGUAAUCUUUCUCACCCUUAGAGGUCUAGUCUUCACCAAAUCACCAAACUUCCACCCCAAGAAAUGGUACACCCCUCUCCUAUCCUCUGCCGCUCUCUCCGGACUCCUCUCUCUCGCCUGGCAAUGCUUCUUCCUCUUCAACAUAUCAGCAACAUCCAAAGCCACCAUCAUUCUCACACCGCUCCUCACAUUCUCCGUCGGGAUCUUCCUUGUAACCUACGGCAAAACGUUUGUCCCAGGGGUCGGCGGCGCUCUCGUGCUCUUUAGCUUUGCUCAGGCACUCCACAGCUGGCUUUUCGUUACUCGUAGGAGGCGUGAGUUCACCUUCAAGAUGAUGGCUCUCUCCACAGAAGCACUACCCGCAAGAACCAGAGCGAUAGCUGUCCUAUCAUCGAUCUUAAGCGUCUUGUACUCUGCUUUCUUGGUGGCGGGAAUCGGUGGAGCUACCGCCACGAGAACAGGUCUAGUAGACGUUCUUUUCAUCUCCUUGAUCGUGUUAAGCCUUGCCUGGACAAUGCAAGUUCUCAAGAACGUGCAAGUAGUCGCCGUUUCGAAAGCCGCGUACGCACACUUCGCUCGUCAUGAGGUCAUAAGCGCAUGUGAUGCGGUUUGUGCUGCUCUGAGAAGCCAUCUCGGGAGCGUUUGUAUCGGUUCAACGCUCGUUCCAGUUUUAGUAGUCAUCAGGGGAAUGAUCCGAACUUUGAAUAGGAUGGGGCUCGGUAGCGACCGGACCAUGUAUGCAGGUGAUGGAGAGUGCGCUUGGGUUGCUAACCAUAUGAUCUUAGUCGGAAACAGAUACGGGUUUGUUCAUGUGGGAGUUCACAACAAAGGCUUCGUGCAAGCGUGUAGAGAUACUUGGGAAGAGUUCAGAAGAAGGGAUGGCUUGGAGGAGCUCGUAGAUGCUGACCUCACUAGCUCCAUCUGCUUCCUAAGCGCCUUUGGCAUUGGUGCAGUAUCUGCGUUAACUGCGGGUAUAUGGGAGUUUAAUAUCCAUAAGGACUACUUCUUCCAGCUGACUCUCUAUGCCUUCAUCAUCGGAUACUUUGUGGGGAGAGUUUCAUCUGCAUGGAUGCAAGCAUGUGUUAUGGCUUACUUUGUAGCUUAUGCAGCCAAUCCAGAAGGAGCUAACUUUGACAACACGAUUUCAGAACGUAUUGCGCGGCAAGAUGUAGAAGAGAAUAAAAGAUUAGCUGAAAAUGAAGUGAGACAGCCGGAGGAGGAACAGGACGUAACAUACAUGUAGAGAUAACAUGCGGAAGAACAUAUCCACUUAGUAUAUAGAAACUUACUUUGUUUUUUUUGUUUUUUCCUUUCGGUUUCACUGAAGCUCUUUCAACCUUAUAGACUAUUAUUGUAGUUUGGAUAUUGUUUAGCCUCACAUGCAAAAAUGCAGCUAGAGAAAGAAUGUACAUAUAAAAUGUAAGACAAAAA